UACAGUACUGACCGUGGAGACUCCAACCCUUACUCUGACUUCCAGCAUCCUGUUCAUGGACACAAAAAAGCAGCUAUUUAACAAAGAAGAAAACAUCUACUAAUCUUUGGAUUGUCUCUUCCUCCUCAUCUGAGAAAAUGCCCGAUGCGCUCUGUGUUGUGGGCUCCAUGUUUGGCUCAGGGGAAGGACAGCAUGACUGUGGCCCCUGCUACCUAAUUAAUGUGGGCUCCGUGAUUGGCAUCAUUGCCUCUGACAUUAUCUUGUCCAUAUUCCUCAUCAUUUGUGUGUUCUGCUUCACUAGUCUGCACAGGAGAAGAAGGGAGCGAGAGACUCAUGAUGGAAGAAGAAAUCUACCUUUAUCUGCUUCAAAGAAAAUUACACCAGAACUGACAGAAUCUCCAUACGAGGAAUUACACGGAGUCCAGUCGGAUAUCUACAAUGAGCUUCGACACAUUAGCAAAUGAUAGGAUGAGGAAAACUGUAAAAGCUUCCUGCUUGUGACUGCUUUUGAAAUCUUUAAAAGAAAUGUGUUCAAUAAUCAUUUGUAUUCUUUUAGCUUCUAAUGAUAAACAGUCUGCAGGGAUUUAGUGUUUUUCAUGAAGGUGAUUUAAUCUGUGCUGAAUGAGAAUGCAUUGGAAAA
Cyprinodon variegatus (sheepshead minnow) is the source of this 640-nucleotide messenger RNA. It is a transcript of the gene tyrobp, whose product is annotated as TYRO protein tyrosine kinase binding protein. The transcript is spliced from 5 exons. The record is from RefSeq and is a predicted model, not a curated record. Gene Ontology annotation, cellular component: cell surface. Gene Ontology annotation, molecular function: signaling receptor binding. Gene Ontology annotation, biological process: neutrophil activation involved in immune response; positive regulation of natural killer cell activation; negative regulation of transforming growth factor beta1 production. Bases 138 to 464 code for a protein of 108 amino acids. Lineage: Eukaryota; Metazoa; Chordata; Actinopteri; Cyprinodontiformes; Cyprinodontidae.